GAAAGUGAUGGGCGCCUCGUCAGAAAGGGAGGUGGGACCUUGGCUCACGCGAUAUAAUUCGAAAUUAUAUUUCAUUUCGCCGAGACCAAUCAAGACCCGUAACAAUCUCAUUGUUGCCGCGUGGAUGCAACAAUAACGUCGGGGCCAGCGUGUCGGCUUAAAGGGCGAAGCGGCAGGUAUGUUUCUGUAGCAACCGGGACAUAUUAAUUGCGCCGAGUUGCGAGACCCUUGUACAAUUAACUGCCAAUUCUUGUUUAAGCAUCGUAACGUUUGCAAGCAAGAAUCUUCUAACGCGUUUGUUCGGGAUCGUUAUCUCCCCGGAAUCGCCGAGAUAGAGUCUCGUCCAUGUUUAUAGCGAGCGUCUUCCGGCUGCCGCUUUCGCAACAGGUUUCAAGAUACUCGGCGCCGUUAACGUUAGCUUUCCAGCACGAAUUUCCGACGCGGUUGUUCCUACCAUCGUUUUAACGUAUGCUGCAUCGUAACAAACAGGAUAUCUUCUGACACAAAUAUUUGUCAAGCCCGAUAAAUGGAUUUUGCUAAAAGGUGACGGGCCUUUUUUUUUUAAAUUUAAAUUUAAAUUAAAAUAAAUAAAUUCUUUAUAAACGCGUCCGUUCUUAUCAACAAAGAUAUUUUGAAUGUGCGAGAUCGCAAGAUGCAAGGGCCUUAAACCCUUCCUGUUUAGCUUUGCAACAGACUGGAGUUCGCGCAAUAAAUCAUCAGUAAUUCCGCUCUCGCUUGCAACAUGGAAUGCCUAAGUUAUUCGCCGUAUCAUCCCGUUUGUCUCGCGCUGCUUGUCUCACCAACUUUCCACGAAAGAUUAACUUUCCCAUAUUGAUCACACACAGUAGACUGCAUGACACGUACGGAAUAUACGAUUACCGAUCCCGCAUAAGGUUUUAAAACGGUUAAUAAAAUGAAGCUGUUUCUCUCGCGUAUUACGUCUAAAUUGGCGUGGCGAAACGUAGGUAAUAAAUAUUUUCUAGCCGACUGUGAUUUGUAUUAUUCGUAUUACGAGUAUAUUAAAUUAUUGAAAAAAAAAAAAUCGCAGAGAAUGUAACGCGGAGAAUGUAUUUUUCGAAUAAAAAUAUCUCAAAAGCUGUAUUUCAAAAGUAAAAAGUACGUAAGUAUACUUCUUCAUAUAUCUAUAUAUCUUUAUUUAUUCAUUAUUGCAUCAUUUUCGAAUGAAAAUAUCUCAAAAUCUCUAUGGCGUCCCAUUUUCAUAAUACACAAGUAAUCAAAAAUUUAAACUAAUUAUAAUUUGAAAAUUAAUUAAUACGUACUCGUUCAUAAGCUUAUUAUUAUUAAAGAUUGCGUAUACCCGUAAUCUUUAUUUAACCAUGAGCUAUGAAAAUAUGUAUUAAUUAAUUUUCGAGUUAUAUUUAACUUAACUUUUUGAUUAACCAUACAUUGUGAAAACGAGCCUAACAAAAGUAUAUAUAUUUGUAUUAUAUACUAGAAGUGUAUUUCUUCAUAUCUUUAUUUUUUCAUAUUUCCUUCAUUAUCUACAAUUGUUGUUAUAUCGACAAUUUUCCUUCAUUUUAUUACCCCUUACAAAGUUUAUUUCAGAGGCAAAAAGUGUGUAAUUGUAAGUAUAAUUUCUUCAUAUUUGCAUACCUUCAUUUCUUCAUUAUUUAUAAUUAGUUGUUCUUCACUGAUAGAAAAAUAUAUUUACGACUAUAAUUGCAUAGUAAAAUAAUUAUAGUUAGAAAUAUCAUUUUUAUAGUAAUUAUCAAUAUAUUAUUGAUAAUAAUAAGUAUAAUUUACAUUGUUGAAUAACUAUCAAAUAUGGUUGGAUCCCCAAUGGACCAUAAAUUUAUAAUUGGUUUAAACUAUAUUAUAGUUCUCAUAACCAUAAUAUUAUGCAACUUAUGAUAUGGUUGCUAUAACCAAAAUGAAGAUUUUUAUACAGUUUUAGUUGUACCAUAAAAUGAUCAUUAUAAGCAUUUACCAUAAAUAUAUAGUUAUUAUUACCAAUAUUAUAGUAAUAAUUACUAUAAAAAGGAUAUUCCUAACUAUAAUUAUUUGACUAUGCAAUUAUAGUCGUAAAUAUCAUAUAUUUUUAUAUCAGUGUUUGUUUUCGUUUUACCGCCUGAAUAAAAAAUUAAUAGUGACAAACGCAAUAAUAAGUGGAUAGACGAAUAAACGUAGGUGGAUGGGUGAUCCGGCAAGGACGUUUGAUCCGUGGGCGAUCUCCAUCUCCUCGCAGUCCAUUCUCGUUCUCUUAACGGGAAUUACACGCCGUGCACGGUAACUGAAAUGGGCCGCUUUAACCUGCGGCCGUCGACGAAAAAGUCCCUCCCUCUUACCGAUUCUUACUCGCGCGCUCGCGCUCGGCCAAUUCACAUCGAUUUCGCUUUAGUCGUUGUUUACUGUCGUCGCGAGUUCAGCUACUGGCCGCCUCACUCGCCACUCGGACGAAUCCGGCCGGGAAGGGAGGAAGAGAAGUGGGUCCGUCGGCGUAGGGAAGAAUCGACUGAGAGUUUAAUUAAUGACGAGUGGGUCUCCAAAUAUCGAAGGAAAGGUACCUAGUGAAAAUCAACGAAAACGGAAGAUUGAAAAGAGGAAGAAGGAAAGAACAGAAUUUUCCUCUACAAAAGGGACUAUUUGGUUUUGUGGUGAGAUUCACACGUGCACCUUUCUUCUGCUGGUUGGAACGCAGGGACGACAACUCAGCGGUAACAAGAGGAAAGGAAAAUAACAGCUUGCCCGGGCGUUAAUCACACGUCGAACGAAGAGGAGGAAGACAAAUAUUCUUCCGCUCUUGCCUUUUGUACACCUACGGGAGAUAGAAAAGAAAUACGCGACUGGUGAAGGGCCUUUUCAUUUGGCGCGCUUUUAAUUAUAAAGAUCAUCAGGUGAAAAUCGGGAGAGAGAAAGAGAGAGAGAGUGCUUUCGUUAGGGAGAACACGAGAAAGAAGAGAAGAGUCGCUGAGUUUUGUGCUUUUACUCGUGGAAGUCGUUGUCAGCGCGUCGAGCGAAGAGGACAAGGUGUCUUUGGGUUUCUCGGCGAUCCAAGUGUACCGAGGUACAUAUAAGUACGCAGCGAAAAGUUUUUAGCUUUCUCGUGUCGCCGAAUAAAAAGAACGGCGUACACAGAAAAUCCGGAGCCUCCGCUAUUGCGGGACGAGGGAGAAAAAUCCGCCCGCGUCCGUUGUUCCCGAUCGCGAAAAGUGUCGCUCGGCGAGUGACAAGUGGGAUAAGUUGCGAAAAAGGAGUUCGCGAGGAGAAGGGGAAAGGGGAAGGGACCGGGUUAAGUGUAAAAAAUCGACGGGGGCGGCGAGCGUGAAGGGAAACCGGCGCACGAGGGAGGAGAUGCUGCAGGUAGUUUUCUGCAGUUUCGAAAGGGAGGGUAGAGACGAGGAGGAGGACGAGGGAACCUGCGGCGUCGCCAGUUGUAGCGGUUGUUGAAAAAGGGACAGUGGCGGGCAAGAAGAGCCGAGCGGAGGGCAAUUCUCUCUUUUCGUGAGCGCGAUCAGAUAGAGCGCGGGAUAAGAUUAAACGGAGGGAGGGUGGACCAAGGAGAGAGAGAGAGAGAGAGAGGGAGAGAAGAAUCACUCUCUUGGGAAUAAGUGUGCACGGGGAGGAAGACGAGGCGGCGCGAGAGGCCAAGGCGAAGAAACGGCCAAGUUUCGUAACGGCGGAGCGAUUGAAGAAAUAGCAAUUAGAUGCAACGAGGGCGAUGAUCGGAUAAGAAAUGAAGAAAUUCGCGGUGAACUUUGGAAUUAGCAUUCUACCUUCCUCGUCCUUGGUCCUCCUGGGCCUGCUGGCCGCGGCAGUUUCGAGAGGAUCGACCGAGCUCGUCGUCGGGGCCGAGAGGUACCACGCCGGCGGCGGCACGCCGAUGCACGCCGUGCAGCUAACGCAAAAGGGCUACAUUCAGGUGAGAAUAGGGCGCGGUGUAAUUCGGGGGAUGGUUCGGAUUUUCUGUUUAAUUUACAUUGAGAGAGCCCGCGGCGCAUAAUAAUCCUUCGCGCUUAAUCCUUUUCUGCGAUUCAAACUAUUUCUCGCAAAUGAUAAUUAGUAAGUGGAUUAAGAUAAUUAUUUCGAUAAUUAGUACAAAGAUUGAGAUAAUUUCAAGAUAAUCAUCAUUUCGCCUGUAAUUUCAUUUAAUCGGAUGGUGUAACGUGGAUCAAAGGAUUUUUAUUACUCGGAGAAAUUUGUGGAAGUCUCCCGAAGAUAAUUCGCGUACAAAUUUGAAAAAUAAAAGGCUAUGAUAGGCUAAGUACCUAAUUCGACAUGGAACUACGAAGAGUGAACAAAUUAUUUAGUAAUUUAUUUAGUAUGAGGAGAAAGCAUAGUGAAAUGAAGUAAAGUAGAAGUUUCAGGUGCCAUAGCAUUACGAUCAGUGACCGUUAAGUUAUUAAUGUGCAAUGAUUUAUGUAAUUUCACAUUGUUGAAAGCUACUAAAAAUUCAUACAGAAUAUAAGCAUAAUUCGUAAAUAAAGUCAUACAUUUAAUUUUAAGCGUACCGGAUGUCUUUCUUACACUGUUAAAUGUUAAAAGAGAUCAAGGGAAUUUAAGUGAAUUAAAUAACUUUCUUAUCUUUAACUUCAAUAUAUACAUGCCGGAAUAUAUUAUUUUAACGCAUGUAAUUAGAAAAACAACUACGUCUAAUUAACCGAUUUUUGUAAUUAAAUUCUUCAGUUAAAAAAAGUAGUGUUUAUUUUAAUGUAUGUAUCUAGUAAAUAAUAAAUUAAAUUUCAAUCAAAUUCAAUACAGUUUCUAAGUGAAAUUGCUUAACUCCACUGUUUUAAUUAAAUAAAUAACAUAAUCGGUAGGUGCGAUGGCAACAUAGGAAUUAUUUAAAAAAUGAUCUAAUUACUGACUACAAAUUGACAUUAUGAACUUAACAUUGUAUCAUAUGCUUAAUUAUUCAAGCGUGUAGUUAGUACCAUAAAGACUUUUUAUGUUCGUGCAGUUGCACAGCUUCUAUAGGAAUUCUUGUAAUUUUACUGAAACGUUCGCGUAAGUGAUUAGUCAAAUUGGCUGCAGGGAGAUUGCGCAGCAAAACAUUCCGUAAUACCCUGCAUCUAGAUAUAUCGGGCGGUGAAAAGCUGAACAAAACAGUGGGAACAAAUAAAUGAUAAAUCGCUAUGUCGGAUAUAAAAGAUACAUAUGCUCUAACGAAGCGUGGAAACUCGCGUGAUUUCUAUCGAUUACGUGAGCGAAAGGGCAGUUUCCGUAACACGUUGAGAAUAAAAAAAAAAAAAAGAGUCGAUUUCACGCUGAUUGCCUAAUUUUCGUCGUUCACUCCAAGUAACGUCGGUCGUGGUCUACAUACCCAUUUCUACAUGUACAACGUGUCCCAGAUUUCCUGCGCUUUCUUUUACCUGUAGAAAUUCAUUGACUAACUCGGAAUAAAUUUUUUCCUCAUUGAAAGUUCUCUUCCAUAAAUUUCUUCCAUAAACUUCCGAUUUUAAUUACGUUUUGUAAAAGUAAAAAGAGAAACUCAAAAAUUCCAAUUUUUAAUUAAAAUAAAAUCGACGGAAAAUUCAAAAGAUAUUUUAAAUUCAGAGAGAUAUUUAUAAUUUUUCAGAGAUUUAGUAGAAAUAUUUGGAAGUGUCUCUUGAGAGAGAAAUUCAACUUUGAUCAAAAAACUAUCGUCCUAAUUAACGAUCGAUGCAUGUAUGUACAUAUGCUGUUGGUCUAAUUGCCUUCGCUUUUCAGUUUCUCAGAUGGGAAUUGCCGGUGCCGGAAAUUCACGAAUUCACAUUCUGCCUUUGGGUGAAGUCGACCGAUCUCACGUAUCCCCACUCGAUCCUCUCGUACUCAAGGAACGAGCGGGAACGUUUGAUUCGAUCUUGGAUAUCGUCGCGCGGAAGAAGCAUUCACCUGGAAAUCGGCGGGGUGGAGGUGCUCCGGCAGUCGGUUCGCAUACGCGAGCAUCGCUGGUAUCACGUAUGUCAAAGCUGGGAGAACCGGGUCGCUCGUUACGCCCUAUGGCUCGACGGACGUUUGGCAUCGCAAGGUCGCUCCGAGGAGAUGACCGGCCACGUGAUCCCGGGGGGCGGCGACAUCGUCCUGGGCCAGGAGUAUACGGACUUCGACAAGGGGCUGGAGGAGGGUAUCGAGGGCUCGGUUUUGGGCUUCAAUCUUCUGCUGGCCUCGUCGUUCGGUUCCCUCGACAAUAGCGGCCCGCCUCAUCAACGGCCGCCAUUCCCCUGGACCGGUGGCGUCAACGAUCUGGCCGACGAGGUGAUUCCCGUCGUCGAGGGGACCCGGACGAAGCGCGAUUCGGAUCUCGGAGCGGCGCGGGCGCGUGUCCUCGACAAGCUCGUUUCGAUCCUGUUCGCGCUCCGCCCUAAUUGGUCCCGCGGAACUUCUCCAACGGACGGGACGGCGGCGGAGGCCUCGGCGGGGGACACCUCCGCAACCACCGCGACAGCCCCGCUGAAUAUUACCGAUGGCGCGGAGGGGGAAGGGACCCCGUCGGUCCGCAGGCACGCGAUCGCACUCGACGGCACCGACGACGACCGGGCCGGCGAAAUCGAGCCGCUCGGGAAAUCGUCGGGCGUCCCCUUAGGUUUGCAAUUAGUGAAAUUGUCCUACGUCCGCUGCCAGCUGGGCAGAGGUAGCCCGCCCAUAGGCGGCCCGCUGAUGUUGAUUUCCUGGAGCAGGACGCCCGUCAGAGUGUUCGGCGGCGCCAUUAUAAAGAACGUUGGCAACGAGUGCGGCAAAUUCUGAGAGAGAGAGAGAGACUCGGGCCAAUAAAGUGGCAAGCGUGCAAGUGAAGAUUGCGGAAAAAUAGUGCCGAGUCAGAGAGACGAGAGAGCCUUAGAAAAUUAAGAAUUGCAAUUUAGCAAUUAAGUUGGAAAUUGAUUUUCCUUUCCUUUUUUAAAUUCUCUGACUGAAGAGAAGAUUUAUCUAGCUUCUUUAAAGAAGUGUAUUCGUGAUGUAAAAUCACAUUAUUUAAAUGUAUUUAUAAGAAUUUCCGAUUUGACACAAUAUUUCUACUCUCUUUCUCGUUUUCAAUAAGCUAAAUAUUGUUUUUUUUUUAUUUUACAAAAGUACAAAGAAACAUGUUCUCGUUUACGGAGAAAGUUUUCUUUUAGAAUUUACCUUCAAAAUCACGAUGAUGGGACAACGGGAACUUUGAAGAAGAAUUUCAUUUCAAUUAAAAGUUUUAUUAAAAAAAUAAAAUUUUAUCGUAAAAUUCUUCAAAAUCCACGAUACGACUCGGAGGAUAAAUUCUGAGGUAAAAUUCACACCGCACAUCUUCAAUUGCAUCUGCUUCAAAGGAAUCAAUUUCAGAUUCUUCACUCCGUGAAAAACUGAUUGCCAUUGAGACGCUAAACUCGUUGGGGAUGCGUCUCGUUCUUUCAUUUUACUCAAAAGCUUCCGCUCGCGCUAUUCGAUCAGUGCCAUCGCAACGAGCUAACUAGACAAUAAGCGCAAGCGUUAAUCGAUAGUUUCGGCUGUAUUUAACGGAUAAAACUAAUUUCCAUCGCGACAUUCGACUACACCACGUAAUAACUCUUGCAGUUGCGCGAGUUCGGAGAGUUUCAGCCCGCACGCUUAAGGUCGCACGCGAAUCUCCGCCCCCCUCCCCCGCCCCCGUAAUCGACGAUCUCGUUUCGCGUAUCGAUCCACGUCGCGCGUUAAUUAGUUUCGCAGAAUUCCCUUGAACGCAAUUGCGACCGCGGAGGAGGGAAAUGUCCCGCGAAAACCGCUACUCCGGCCUGGCGAAAUUGUUGAACGUCAAUGGCGUAGCUAUCACGUUGCGUGGCAAGGAGCAAAUGACUCGUGAGACUUCGAAGAUAUGGGAUGAGACUUGCGUGACACGCUUCUCUUCUUUAUUUUCACGUAGAAGAGGAAAAAGAUAGUCAGACGGACCGAAUGCAAGUGGCAUUUGAAUGUCUUAAUAGUUGUAGAAGCAGUAAAAUUUGCAUAAAGUUCUCAUUGCGACUUAUCUCGGCGUUAAGAUAUCACGUAGUUACAGCAUAAAGCGUUAACAUUCGACUAUAUAAAUUCAACGUGACUUUCUUAUAAAAAACCGAGCUAUCUUUUUGCACAUUUGCCUUAUUAUUAUUGCAUAGAACAUAUUUAAAGGUCGUUUUGAAGUAUCAUCACAAAUGUAAAAAUUUUAUAGAAUAUAGAUUAUUCUAUAAUCCUAUUAUCAUUAAGCACUAUUCUCUUAUCGGUUUGUAAAAAUACAAAUGUAAAAAUUAUUUAACUUCUUGUUCGCUCUUGAUUCUUAUCUCAGUAAAAUAGCGUUAUAUAUUUAUUACAGCUUUGACGACAAAAUUUUACAAGUUGAAUUAAAUUUUUUAUACACGCUAAUAAAACUGUAAUAAAUAUUCGUGCAAAAGUUUACUUGGAUCCAUCUACUUGUUUAAAAGUUGUUUAUCGAAAAGGUCACUUUUACUGUGCCAAUCAAAUUUUUUAUUAUUUUUCUUCUCUGCAGUUGGUUUCCGGAUAAAAAUUCACGACCAAAAUUUUGUGUUAUUAAUAGAAAAAAAUAAUGAGCCUAAGAGCCUGCAGUCUUUAAAUCUCGAAAACUUUUAAUUGAUAUUGUAAAGCUAAAACAUCCUUAAAUAGCAAUCUCCUGGUUAUCAUAUGUAAUUUUGACUCUUUCAUUUUCAAAUAAAGCAAAUAAAUAUA
Messenger RNA from Monomorium pharaonis (pharaoh ant), 8601 nucleotides. RefSeq lists its product as uncharacterized. The transcript has 3 exons. The record is from RefSeq and is a predicted model, not a curated record. The coding region runs from base 5620 to 6684 and encodes 354 amino acids. Lineage: Eukaryota; Metazoa; Arthropoda; Insecta; Hymenoptera; Formicidae.